AUGUCUUUCGGUGGCUUCGGCACCUCCAAUAUGUCUGGGGCUGGCACCUCAGCGGAGCUUGGGCCACAGCUGUCGGAUGUCUUUACUGAUGAAGUUGGUUUCAAAGGCCUCUCUGGCGAUGCCAACAUCAGGUUCCUUCCUACUCCAUGGCCUAAAGACUCCCUUCCUGCCCCGACCUCUUCGCUUCUUGCUGUCGCGCAGACGCAAGGACUAGUGGUGGGUGCUGGGCCCGAUUCGCUUGUAGUCGCGCCGGCAGACUCUGUUCGCAAGGCAAUCGAGGCCCCAGCAGGGGAUGAUCAAUCUAAAACCAAAGCUUUCCAACCCCAAGCCACAAUCGCUAUCCCUGCUCGCCCUACCCAUAUCGCCUUCACCGCGGACGACUCUGCUUUAAUACUGGCCACUGAGAAUGGAUCCCAAAUCUCCGUUUUCCAGACGACUUCUCUCUCGCAAAAUAAUGCUCAACCUGCUUUGUCUGUCCCUACAAACGGAGCAUCGAUUCGGGCACUGGUCCCGAACCCCGAUCCUACAUCUACCUUAGUUGCCCUUGUUACAGUGAAUGGGGAACUUCUUGUUGCCGAUCUGAAAGCUGGGAACUUGCUUUCGGGGGCCAAUGGUCCAGUUCUCCGGAAUGGCGUCAGCAGUGUAGCAUGGAGCAAUAAAGGAAAACAGCUGUUGGCGGGAUUAGCGGACGGUUCUGGAGACCAGAUGACCCCUGAUGGGACAAGAAAGGACCAAAUACCUCGGCCAUCUGACUUGGAAGGGGAAUAUCACGUUUCGUCGGUGGCAUGGCUAGAGAAUGAUGUAUUUUUCAUGGUCUACACCCCCAAUACCUCGGAGGAUGAUAUGGGACAGAACCCUGAAUCGUUCUAUUACAUUAUCACACGCAGGAAGGGAUCUCCUUUUUUGAUUCAGAGGUUGCCCGGCAUUUGCUCGACAAUGGGAUUCGAAAUGAAGCGUUCACCGGCCUACAACUUCAUUGUGCGGCUGCGAGACUACAAGCCGCAUCUGAAAGACGUUUUGAUGGUCGCGUCAACAGCCUCAACGGAUGUUGGUUUGAUUACCAGAUCAGAGCAGCCUUUGGCUGAUGAUGAAACCUCAAAGGGACUAGCUGGCCAAUUCACGACAACCGAGGUUAAUGACGAUGGCAAACGGGCUUCCAUACCCUUGAAAGAUUUAGAUGAGGAGACCUCCGUGAUUGGUUUGGCUGCUGACCUGUCGUGCAGCGAGACAGUCUUGUCCCCAAUUCUUGGUGCCGAUAUCUCGGAGAGCGCCACACCCUUGCCUGGACUUUUCCUUCUCAACAACGAAGGUGUCCUGUCGGCUUGGUGGUUCAUCUAUUCUGAGGCCAUCCGCCAGAAGGUUCCUUACGUUGGUCUUUCUUCUGUGCCUUCUUCUCAGGCGACAGCCCCUGCAGCCCCCGCGGCCCCAGCGCAGCAAACUCCAGCUUUCGGACAGCCUGCCUUCGGUAGCUCAACAUCUUCUCAGACUGCGCCUGCCCUAGGAGCCCCGGCUUCCCAGCCUGCAUUUGGCAAGUCUUCUUUUGGCAGCCCAUCACCUUUCGGUGCGUCUGCUUUUGGGAAGCCUGCUGGUGGCGGUGCUGCUUUUGGUAGUCCUUCAACUAUGGGUGCAACGGCAUUUGGCAAGCCGUCGAGCCCUGGCUCAUUUGGCAGCCCUGGAGCUGUCCCGGCCUUUGGUAAGCCUUCAUUCGGCACUCCCUCCACGCCAGCGCAGCCAAAGUUCGGCGCCUCUGGCUUCGGCACUGCUGCAUCUCCAUUCGGCAAUCCUGGCAAUCCCAACCCAACUAAAUCCCUUCUUGGGUCUGGGUCUGGGGCAGCCGGGGCCGGCUUCAGCUCUUUCUCAACGGGGGCAGGAGCUGGUGGCGGGUUUAGCGGAUUUGCAGCAGCUGCCAAGCCUGGUGAAUCACCUUUCGCGAAAAAGUCCAGCGGGCCGCCUUCUGGCGAAGCCUCCACUGGGUCACCUUUCGCGAACUCGGGUGCAAGCGCCUUCGCAAAAGCAGGAUCAUCCACGACUUUUGGUGCAAGUACUGAAUCUAAAACAGCUUUUAUGCCGUCCAACUCUACCCAAGUGAAGAAUCCUUUCGGUGGAGGCGGUAGUAAUGGCUUCGUGCUUGGUUCCACCUUUAAGCCCGAUGGCACAGCUGCUUCAGAUGAACCUAAAUCGGACAAGCCAUCGUCUGGAUCAUUCUCCUUCGGCCUGUCGGUUGAUGAUAUGGUGUCUUCCCCCAACAAGACCAGCCCUGCGCCGGAUGCCAUGGAUGAUAUGGAGGAUGCCGACAAGCCUGCAGAAGGUUCAGCGAAGACUGAACCAACGUCUAUCUUCGGCAACUCUAAACUACUUGCAAAUGAUACACCGGUAAAUCCGUUUGCCAAAGCCAACACUCCUCCGGGCAAGUCUCUGUUUGGGUCUCAAGAUACUGAUGUCUCCAAGACGCCGUCCACGGAAUCAACCAAGUCACCCUUAUCAUUAUUUGGUAACAAUGCAUCGACUAGUGCGACGAGCCAGGCUAGCUCCACCCAGAAUCAAGUUACAAGUCCAGCUUCGAUUCCUUCAGACAAGACUGCCACUCCAAUGAGAGAGACCUCUACACCUACGUUCUCAUCUUUCCUGGAUGCUCCACUGCCACCUGACCCAACCAGUCGGGAUAGUUAUGCACCCGGAGAUACAUCCGCUUCGUCCAAUGUCUCUAAGAGCUCGAAAGAAACCAAGCCAGGCGGGCUUGUGCCUCCCCCGGAUUCAUCUUCACAAAAGAAGCCCACACCGAAGGCUGACAAUGCCUCUCCGCCACCAGAAUUCAUUGACGAAAAGCCCGCGUCCGAACCUGAAGACGCCCCUCUUCCACCUGACUUUAUGUCCAAACCAAAGAAGGAAUCGAGCCCAUCUGCUCCAACCAAGGAGGCAUCUCUACUUCCAGAAGCACCCAGUUCGGAGGCUAAAACUGUACCUGCAGAAGAAGCAGCUCCCCUCCCUGAUGGGUCAGAUGCAGAUUCAGAGAAUGACUCCCACGAGUCCGACUUCAGCGAUAGCGGAGAAGAGAUCACGCACGACGAAACCAACGUUCCAAGCCCCAAGCUUUCAGAAAGCUCGUUCGCUGGGCUUUCUGACAAAGGCUCUGGCGGUGGGAUAUUUGGCGGAUUCUCGAAACCCGCAGCGAAGCAAGCACAGCCCCCUCGUCAACUCUUUGGCGAAAUUCCCAAACAGCCGCUUUUGCCACCUCCCGGCCCUGUUGCACAGAAUGGCCGUGAGCCUUACCGGUCUCCUAGUCCGACCCGAACUACUUCAAAGAAGGGGCCCUUUUUCGGCAGGCCUGAGAAGUCCAAGGAGGCUGCUGCCGCCGGAACUGCAUUGACUGCUCGCAAGGCUUCAUUGAGUCAGCUCGCUCAGAGAAACGGUCAAUUGCGAAAGCCUCAGGACGCAGACCAAGACCACGCACGUCUUCAUCAGGCUGCACAACAACGCCGGGAUGAGGAAGAGGCUCUGUCUCUCUCCGAUGACGAUGAAGAUGAAAGGCUCCGUGCUGAUCUUGCACGGCCUAUUGAGCCAGUUUCUACCCUCGAUCCUUUCCUUCCGCAUCAAAGCUACACGGGAGAUACCACCAAGCCAGGAAUCCCCGGUAUGGUCGAGCGCAUGUACCGCGACAUCAACGCCAUGAUCGAUACCUUGGGAAUUAACGCUCGAUCGCUCGAAUCUUUCCUGCUCCAUGAACAGCCGCCUCAGCCCUCCGACCCCGGCAAUUGGAUUAAAAUCCUGGAAAGUGAACAGCCGACCGAUCUCCUGGACGAGAAGUUCACCCUGCAAGAUAUCUCCAAUUUGGAUGAGAUCUUUGCCGCGUUGACUGUCGCACUUGAGAAGGGGCGUGUUCAAGGUGUAGAAGAGAAGCUUGAGCAGGGCCGUGAGCUACUGACUAAGGACAUUGUGGCUCUCCGUGGUCAAUGUGCUAGCAUUCGCAAGACCCUUGACACCUACACCGAUUCUGCAGCCAUCCUCGUGGCCCCUCUCCCAUCGGAACACGCCGCUCUCCAACAGGAGCUGCGGACCGAAUUCACCAGGAUUCAAGGCAGAUUAGCGGAGGCAGAGGAAGGCGUUUCCCUGCUUCGAGCAAAGAUAGCCGAUAUACCUCGUACCGAUGGUGACGCUUCCCGGCACUCAAUGAAACGGCCCACUGUGGAAGCAGUCGCUUCUACCAUUUCCACAAUGAUGAGUAUGGCAGAGCGCAAGAGCAGCGAUAUUGACGUUCUCGAGGCUCAGAUGCGCAAGCUUGGCGUCGACACCACUAGCCCCGCCCCUGCAAGCCGCGAGGGAUCCUCUAUUGAUGGCAGUGCCUACCAUACCCCUGACUCCGCUUCCCGCGCUCUCAACUUCCGGAAUAGCAUCAACGGCUCUGCGAAGACGACUCGUCUUCGCAGCGUCGAGGGUGCAAGCUCCAUCAUCGCCCCUGAAGAGACCGCACAGUGGAACAUCAAGACUGAACGUCGGCGACGUCUCGUGGGCAGCCUGAAGAGUGCUCUUGAGAAGAAGGAACUUAAAGUGCGCAGCGCAGACGACCUGUAA
Molecule: messenger RNA, 4569 nt
Organism: Penicillium chermesinum
Lineage: Eukaryota; Fungi; Ascomycota; Eurotiomycetes; Eurotiales; Aspergillaceae
Product: FG-nucleoporin NUP159
Exons: 5
Coding region: 1-4569 (1522 amino acids)
Biological process (GO): RNA export from nucleus; protein import into nucleus
Cellular component (GO): nuclear pore
Molecular function (GO): structural constituent of nuclear pore; protein binding
Source: RefSeq, a predicted model, not a curated record